CAGUAGCCUGUGCUGGAUUCUUCUCUGUUCUCGCCCCUACCAACCUCUCAAGUCUUUCUCAACCUUGUCUCAUUUACCGUCAUUUUUCAAAUACCUUUCUUUCUCAAAUCAAAGCUGUACUUGGAAAUUAUAGUUUUAGUUUAGAGAGAGAGAGAGACUGAGAAACUCGGCAGAGAGCUCGCAAUCUGAUUUUGAUCCGUAGUUGUAGAUUUCAAGUAAUUCGACAAGACAGUCAUCAUGCCAUCAGGUGCGAAGAAGCGAAAAGCUGCCAAGAAGAAGAAGGAAAGUCAAAAUCAAUCCAACGAUCACUCUGAUUCUGCUCCUGCUCACUCCCAUGGGGAUGAGGAUGUGAAGCACCAAGAUGAUAGAGAGAGCAACGUCGCGGAGGUAAGCUCCCCUACAUCCCCGGACCAUGAGAAGCUUCCGGUUGAAGCAGAGGCUGCAGGUGCUUCUUCCAUGGAAGGAUCAAGAGUUGACAAUUGGGAAGAGCGAGUGGGGUUGGAGAAGGAGAUCAAGAUUGAGUAUGAAUCGGGUGUAAAAGAUGGCAUCAUCAACCACGAUGAGGCAAACAGGAAGCCCUAUGAUGGAGGUUCAUCCGGGAGUUAUAGCAGCAGCAGCAGCAGCAGCAGCAGCAGUUCAGAUGAUGAGAGCCGUGGACUCAAGAAAGGGCAAGAUGAGUCGAGCAUUGCUUCCGGAGUAUCAGUGGAAAUGGAUGAUUCUUUGUCUGGAAAGCCAGUUGAGCCUGUUUGUGAUUCAAAUGUGGAUAGUAGUAUCUCUGCCACCAUAGAAUCUGAUAUGCUUUCUCAAGCUGCCAUCUCUGAGGCUCCUCAUGUUGUUGAAUCUACACUCGAGGAAAGUGGAGGGGAGAAGUUUGACUCUGUCAAAGAAAGAAUUUGCACGCCCGUUGAAGAAGCAGAUGUUGGAUCUACUGAGAGCACUCCAAAAACCUUAGAUCCAAAGGAAUGUGUUACACAAGAAAUUGAUGAAAGAUCGACGUUUCCUGGAGUUGCUUUAGAUGAUGGAGUACAACGCGUUAAAGAUUCUGUAGUUACUCAGCCUGUGGUGGCUCCUUCUCCAGAUCCAGAUCAAAAAACGUCGUGGAAGAGCUGCUGUGGAUUGUUCGAAGUGUUUUCGGGGUCUGCUCAUUAAUCAACGAAAAUGCAUUGAAUGUAUUUGCUGAAUUCUAGAAUCUUCUUGAAGCAGACGCGAACGACAUGAAAGGAUUGUGCCCGAGGCUGAGGGGAAGUUGUGGCGAAAGCAGCUAAAUUCUGCCUUUCUUGUUGAUUUUGCAGUGGGGUAUAUAGACAUAGAAUUUCUUGUGAAAUUAUUAUGCUGCAACUGUCCCUUACAUCAAUAAAAACGUCGAGUAUUUUGCAACAA
Messenger RNA from Salvia miltiorrhiza (redroot sage), 1380 nucleotides. RefSeq lists its product as uncharacterized. The record is from RefSeq and is a predicted model, not a curated record. NCBI's taxonomy places the organism in Eukaryota, Viridiplantae, Streptophyta, Magnoliopsida, Lamiales, Lamiaceae. The transcript has 4 exons. Bases 238 to 1149 code for a protein of 303 amino acids.